Dermacentor albipictus is the source of this 1415-nucleotide messenger RNA. The record is from RefSeq and is a predicted model, not a curated record. NCBI's taxonomy places the organism in Eukaryota, Metazoa, Arthropoda, Arachnida, Ixodida, Ixodidae.
UAUGCCGACGUGGUAGCUCACUAAAGCUCACCCUAAAUUUGAUAACUGCUGGACGUAUGUGCUGUAUUGGCUUGAGCCCUGCUAUCUGAUAGCCGAGUUGGUGGUGUCCGCUAACGGUGCAUGUUCAAAGCGUGCGUGCGUCGUCCGCGAUGUGAAGCGAGCUUGUCCACCAUCUUGGAGUGGCGAGUGUCAUUGUUCCGCACGGCCCGCACAUUCUUGUUGCGGCGCACAUAUCGAUUUCUAUCUCGAGGUUGCGCUGAAAUUGCGCAUUUAGGUCGCAAGCGCCGAGUUGCCGCUGAGUUUGCGCAACAACUGACGCAAUGCCGAAGCUGUACGUGGGCAGCCUGCCCGAGGGGUGCGAUGUGGCUUCUCUCGAGGCCCUGUUCGCGAAGUAUGGCAAGGUGGAGGAGUGCGACAUUGUCAAGAACUAUGCCUUCGUGCACAUGAACUCCGAGGAAGAGUCCAAGGUGGCCAUCGAUGCACUGCACAAUUCAGAGUUCAUGGGUGGCAAGAUCACUGUCGAGGCUUCCCACAGUAAGGUGCGACCAAAGCCAGGCAUGGGUGGUCGUGGUCAGUGCUACCGUUGUGGCCGCCAGGGUCACUGGUCAAAGGAAUGCCCACGAAACCCGAACGCGCGCUUUGGCUCCGCGAUGCCCAUGAUGCCCCCUGGUGGUGGCCCAUUGGCGCGCUACCCUGGUGUUGGAGGCCCUGAGCGGCUGGGCUACGGCUCUGGUGGCCCCGACCGGUUCCUGGACCGGGGUGGGGCCUACAGUGACAGGGGCUUUGGGGCUGCGCCCGGCUAUGGCGACCGCAUGCGACCCUAUCCAGAUCCGUAUGAGCGCCGGGCUGCUCCGCCACCGCCCCCGUCAGCCGCUCGUGACGACUUCUACUACUACCGCCGACCAUAUGAUGACUUUGGAAGCAGCUACUAUGGCUCUCAGGAUGGUCCAAGCCAGAGCUAUGGCAACGGCUACAGGUUCUGGCCGACGGCUCCCAGCGAGUGGACAGGCCCGCAGGACUUGUCCGCUAAGGUGGUGGUGGUGGUGCUCUGGUAUGUGUUGCACGUGCCUUCUCUUGCAGGUUUGCCAGCCAGUUUCCCGCAGCAGCGGGCGGUCGUCGUCCGUGUGUGCGUUAAUAAAAGCCGUUCACGCCAGCCUGUGUCGUGUGUGUUGACCGCAUUGCAGCGCCCGUCUGCUCUGGCCUUCCCGGUUUCGGCGUGCGACCGUGAGUUGGCCGUUCUUCGCAACCGCCUCCUUUGCCUUCACGGUAUCGACUGGCAGGGCCGUACACGCGCCGCGUGGAGUGGCUCGUGCAAGCUGGGUUGGAAGCCGUUGCCGCCUUCGACGUGUGGUCCGGGUGCUUCACAUUCGCGUGGGAAUACGGCUGCCUACUCCUUUUGACAAGCGGCUCGUCUU